AAGCAACGUCAGCAUAAAUUUUCAUACGAAUUCAUGCACCGUGACUGUACGCUAUACCGUGAUGCUUCGUGAUUCUUGCUGAUGGUCGAUAAUAUAUUUGUCUUUGACUGUUUUAAAAGGGACUUCGUUUAAACAUAUUGUAGACCUGUCAACGGUACGAAUACAAAGCAAGAAAAUUUAGGAGGUCAGGAUAGCCCCGAGCUUUAAACGGCCGAUUAUUUAGUCACCGUGGCUCCUGUUCAAGGUCAAUUUUAAGAGGAGGGAUCCUUGGUCAUUUCGUACAGUUGGCGAAUCGAUCGAAUCAUCGAACGGAACGAUGGCAGGAUCGGCGCUCAGGCGAUUGAUGGCAGAGUACAAACAGCUAACCUUGAAUCCACCAGAAGGAAUCAUUGCCGGACCGAUUAACGAGGAAAACUUUUUCGAAUGGGAAGCCCUCAUCACUGGACCAGAGGGAACGUGCUUUGAGGGUGGGGUAUUUCCAGCAAAAUUAAUAUUUCCUCCAGAUUAUCCGUUGAGCCCUCCAAAGAUGCAGUUUACCUGCGAGAUGUUUCAUCCUAACAUCUACGCAGAUGGCAGAGUCUGCAUAAGUAUACUGCAUGCGCCUGGUGACGAUCCUAUGGGUUACGAAAGCAGUGCAGAGAGGUGGAGCCCAGUGCAAAGUGUGGAAAAGAUACUUUUGAGCGUGGUGAGUAUGUUGGCAGAACCGAAUGACGAGAGUGGUGCCAAUGUGGACGCUGCAAAGAUGUGGAGGGAGGAUCGCAGUGAAUUCGAAAGGAUAGCUCAGAAGCUGGUUAGAAAGACUCUGGGUAUUCCUUGAGACAAAACGUGCAGCAUCUAUCCAAAAUAAGAAAGACAGAGAGAGAGAGAGAAAGAGAAUGAUAAACUUGAUUGUUGUUACUUUUCUCUAUUUUUGUCGCUCAAUGUGGCAUCCCUGUAUGGAACAAUAAAAAAAUUUUUAUCCGUUCCGCACC
This is a messenger RNA of Ooceraea biroi (clonal raider ant), 971 nucleotides long. It is a transcript of the gene Ubc7, whose product is annotated as ubiquitin conjugating enzyme 7. Lineage: Eukaryota; Metazoa; Arthropoda; Insecta; Hymenoptera; Formicidae. The record is from RefSeq and is a predicted model, not a curated record.